GGUCCUCUGAGGGGGAGGGGUCACUGGUUCUUUACGUUGGGUCAGGUAUAAAAGCAAAGGGUUAAACCAGGUAGGAAGGCAGUUCAGGAGCAGCACAGCACAUCUACAGCUAACAUGAGCAACACCAGCAUGAACAUGAGGGGCAAGAUCAUCUUCUACGAGGAGAGGAACUUCCAGGGUCGUUCCUAUGAGUGCAUGAGCGACUGCUCUGACAUGACCUCCUACCUGAGCAGGUGCCAGUCCUGCAGGGUGGAGAGCGGCUGCUUCAUGGUCUACGACCGCCCCAACUACAUGGGAAACCAGUACUUCAUGAGGAGGGGCGAGUACGCUGACUACAUGAGCAUGAUGGGAAUGAGGGACUGCAUCAGGUCUUGCCGUAUGAUCCCCAUGCACAGAGGCCAGUUCAGGAUGAAGAUCUACGAGAGGGAGAACUUCGGCGGUCAGAUGAACGAGCUGAUGGACGACUGCGACAACAUCAUGGACCGUUAUCGUAUGAAUGACUGCAUGUCCUGCAACGUGAUGGAUGGCCACUGGCUGAUGUACGAGCAGCCCCACUACAGAGGCAAGAUGAUGUACCUGAGGCCCGGAGAGUACAGGAGCUUCAGGGAGAUGGGCAUGAGCGGCACCAGGUUCAUGAGCAUGAGGCGUAUCAUGGAUUCCUGCAUGUAAAUGUUCACUGAAUGUUCACUGAAUGUAUCAAAUGCCACUAAAUAAAUAAUUUCUGCACUAUUUAAAA
This is a messenger RNA of Epinephelus moara (kelp grouper), 736 nucleotides long. RefSeq names its product gamma-crystallin M3-like. Lineage: Eukaryota; Metazoa; Chordata; Actinopteri; Perciformes; Serranidae. Gene Ontology annotation, molecular function: structural constituent of eye lens. The transcript is spliced from 3 exons. Bases 115 to 669 code for a protein of 184 amino acids. The record is from RefSeq and is a predicted model, not a curated record. Gene Ontology annotation, biological process: lens development in camera-type eye; visual perception.